AUGGGUCAGACAGUUGCUGAAGAGAACGCGGAGUUAAUAACCCUGGCUUACUAUUGUAUUAAUAUCUGUCUAACAAUAGCCCUCUUUGCUAUUGGAACCAUUUACUUGCGGUACAGAGACCGAAGAGACCAUCAGAGGCGGGAAUGGCGCCAGUUGGCGGAAAGAAUUUACACCGAUUACAGCAAACUGAAAAGUAAAGAUAUCCCACAGAAAAUUUCAAAGGUAAAGAACACUUUUGAAAGUAUAAAAAUCCACUCAGAAGUAAGUGGCCUUGAUGUUUUGCGUUACAUGCUCACCGAUGAAAAGUACCGCAAUUUUGCGAGCGAGUCACCUCAGCUGAAGGCCCUUCGUGAAGACCUCCACAUGAUCUUCGUGCCGCUAAAUAUCUGCUCUUCGUUGCUUCGCUUGGGAGAAGUGCCAUCAAAUAUUAAGGAAGAAUUAAGACUUGUGGUGGGAGAGUUGGGGAAUUUAGUAGAGCCUUUCCUUACUGGUGAACAACAAAGGGUUGCUUUGAAAUGUCUGAAACAUUUUGGCAGUAACAGAUCAUCAAAUGCAGUGACUGAACAUGCUCAAAGAAGCGUGAAAGAACUUGAUGAGCGAAUUGAAGCUAUUGCUCCGUAUGUAAACAGCUUACAGUUUGGUGGUCCCAAUGCUAAGGAGUUCCUUCAGGGGGAAAUAAACAUGAAAGAUUGCGAUUAUAGCAAGUGCAGAAAAUUUUGGCUUAAUGAAACAAUGAUCAUGCAAAACAGCCACGAGAAUCUCUAUUUUCUCAUAAAACUACAUGAGGAUCUAGAAUAUAAAGAACUUGAGGCACGCUUUGCAAGAAUCUCUAGACAAAAUCUGGAAGAACUGCCACAUGAAUCGUUCGAGCAGAUCUGCGACAGUGAUAGCGAUGAAACGAUUUUGAUGAAAGUACUACAUGAAUUGCGUCUAUAUAUCCAUAUUAUUCUGAGUGAAAACGAGUUCAAAAGACGAGUUGAGGAUAACGUGAAUAGACUGCGUCAGCUUCAUGAGGAGUUCCAGCCGAUAAAGUCCCGAAUUAAAUCGUUAUGUCAGAGAUUCAGUGACGAUCUCGUGCGCAUUAAGAAGGACAUAGAGGGGAACCCACCAGAUCAUCUUAAUAGCCCGGAGUUUUUGAAUCAGCUUAAUGACUUAUAUGAAGAAAAGUAUAAUAGAAUAAUUGUUGUUCAGGAGGUAUAGCACUAACACAUCUAAGACCUCUUUAUAAAGUUCAUGCUCUAUCCUUGUUGUUUUUGUAUGACAUUUUAGUACCAAGAUGAGUUCAGGCCUUGCAUAAUUAAAGUAAGCCCAAGCAGUUCAGUUAUGACUAUAUCUGAGUUUGAGUUAGUAUCAGUUCCAUUUAAUUAGUGUAAUUAUGUAUGAGAAGGACCUCAGCAAGUAUACAAAGGUUAAAUUGUAGCCUGCAGCAUCAUCGUAAUUUGCUACUGAAAUAUUGAUUAUGAAUCUUGCUAUAUUACUUAAGACACUCCUUUGGCCUAGGACUUGAUAAAGUACAGAGCUUGACUUUCAGAGUCAGUGUUUUCUUAAUUUGGUGAUUGUGAAAUUCCCAGUACCUCUUUUGCUUUUUAUUUCCUUAAUAUAAAUUGCAAUGUCUUGCUUGUAUUAGGGUUGUAUUAGCAGUAAAUGAAAUCUUUGUUUUUGUUAAAUGUCUCCAUUUCUAUCACCAGGGGACAGACAGGCACCCAUCAAUAUAUAGCCAUCCUAAUGGUUUGGGUUCUGAGUAGUUUUGUUUGGAAUCGGAUAUGAAUUUUGACCAUCUUCAAUAGGGUAUGGUUUUCACUGGAAUCUUGAGAGGGUAUACAGGUAUUUCUCAUUUUGUUUCCCCCUUCCCAUCUCACCUUCCUCUCCCCUUUUAAUAAUAGAGAUAAAGAAAUAACUAAAUUCACUCAAGCCUACUGCUUGGAAGAAUUUUACCAAUUCUUGACUUUGGCACUGCUGUCAGAUCUGACAGAUGUAGAUCAUUCCUUCUGUCACAGCCAGCUGUUGAGGCAUUUGAAGUACCACUGGCAGCCAUACGCAAUCAGAAUGGAAGACCUGUCAUGUAAUUCUUCUCACAAACCCUGUGUCCAUAGAGAUAGAGGUGCACUCAAUAAUUUAGGCACUAAAGUACUGGAAACACUUCCCUGAAGGACACCUCAUCCUUAAGACUGAUCAGAAAUCUGUAUCCUACAUGUGCAACAAACAUCACAAAGGAAAGUUAAAGAACAAAAAAUUCCUGUGUUAGAGACCAGAACUGUCUUAGUGCAAUUUUGACAUCAUCUAUUGCCUUCAAAGAAAUAUUAUUGUACCAGAUGCCCUGUCUGGAGCCAAGUGCGCUACUACUACUGAUGACUCACUUUAUGAGCUUUAUUAGUACCCUCUGCCAUCUGAUCACUACAGUAAACAUUUUGUGCAAACCAAGAACUUUUACCUUACAUGUACAUCCUAGAAGAGAUAGAAAAGAUAACAAGCAAGUACCCUGUUUGAUGUGAAUGCAAACCUCAGUUUCCUUGGCCUGAGAAAGGUUCCCUUUUGUGUUUAUUCAGGACUUGUUUUGGACUCAGUGUACAUGUACUCACUGCCAGGUUUCUUGUGCAUAUAUAAUGCAUCGUGCGAGAUUAGGAUACUCAAACCUAUAGUAAAAUAGGUGAUUAAAUGUCAUCUUUAUUCUACAACACAAGGUCACACAAGCUGAAAGGGAUGAAUUUUUGCCAGAGAGCGUAUUUCCAUUGAUAUAGUGUUCCAUUUAUAUAUUGUUUAUGGCGGUUAUGCUUCAAUUAAUAACGCUUAACCUAUUUUUUGAUGUGGGACACCCUCAAAGGUGUACCAUAUCCUUAAAAAUGGUACAGCAAAUGUCAUCAGAAUUUUCAGAACCCCACUGAGACAGAAACUUCAAGAAAAUGAAAAAUACUCAACCGAGCCGGCAGGGCAGACGUAAUGUUUGGCAAACAAGUGCUCAGUGACCCUCAGUAUUUCCUUGGUGAAAAUCAUAGCUGCCAUCUGUUAGUUUUACAGUAGUAGAUGGCUGGGGCGAGAAAGAACCAAGGGGGUGAGUGUGGGUUAAAAGGAAGGAGAGGGGAGGUGGUGGUCCAUUUAACCCUUUAGCUACUAAGAUCUGAUUGUUAACUCUCCCUUCUAACUGCUAUACAUUUCCUUUCAAAUAAGUAACUAGAAUUCAGCAAUAGAUCAAGACAACAACUUCUACCUGAUAAGUUUGAGUAUUCUCACUAUUUGUUUCCUGGAUAAUGUAUAGAUGUUAUAGAGAGAAGUUACUUGUUGAUCACUCCUAGGAGUUAAAAGGUUAAGAAUAAAGAUAAGCUCCUCUGGCACUUUUCAAUAAAAUGUCCCAUCCUUGUCACCAGUUGUUGUGUAUUAGGGUUCGUUAUAUACUACUAUAGAGUAACGCACAGUCCGAGUGCUUUACACAACAGCUUUAUUAGAAUACAGUGAAAUUAAUGAUACACAAUAUAUAAGCACAAUCACAUGAAUGUGAUCAAAGGUAUGCUAAGCAUUAAAAUAAAGAUUAUUUAAUAGUUAAGGUAUUUAUCCAAUAGGAACAAACACCACAAAUUAAAAAAAGAACAAAGUAAUUGAACUAACUAACCAAAAGAAAAAAAACAGAUGGCUGUAAAUAACAAAACUGACAUGACCAAGAAGACCAAAGAGAUCAACAGAGGUGGGAAUGGCACGAGUUUGUGGAAAUAAUUUACACAGAUUACAGAAGUUUAAGAAGAAACCAGAUCCUAGAGAUUGAUGGAAUAGGUACAUUAGAUAAUAUGAACAGACUACGUCAGGUUUAUGUGAAAACAAGAAAGUCACCAAAGUUAAGAUCAAAUAUCUGUUUCAAAUGGCUAUAGAUGAGCUAAAAUCAAUUGUGGAUGAUUCUUUAGACAAGCUUUGCAAUGACAAACUUUCUGACAAUUUUUGUAGCUUAUGGGACCAAUUUCGAGAUUUGUGUACAUUUCCAGCUUAGCAGCGUCCCUUGGAGAACAAUGAUGUUGAGUUAUAAGAUAAUUAUCCUCCUAAGUCUUAUGAAUACUCAGUAAAUCUUUCUCAAGAAUCUCCAGCAUGAAGUGUAAAAGAUAGCAUCAAUUCCUGCAUUUGACCAUCAAUUGAGCAUUAUAAGAAAGAUGAUGACAGUUUUCAGACUGGUUAAUAUUCUAGUGUAGGCUUAUUGUUACCUUACAGUUUUAGAAAGAAGUCUUUUUGUUGCUAUGGUUUGCUUUACGUUUAUUUUUUUUAAUAGUUUUAACUUAACCCUUUACACCCCAAUAUCAAUAUGCAUAUUCUCCAUAUUGUUCAUCAUACAUUUCUUAAGGCGCUGACAAGGAGAAUUUGUUUAACAAUCUGGAGCUUCUUUCAUUGGUGAUCAUUUCCUUUUUACUCUUUUGACCUUUAUGUGUGAUUCAGGGGAGAUAUUACAAGGAGAAAUUAGAUGCUUAGUCUAAUUAAUGUAAUUAGUCACUAAUUAAUCAAUUAAUUAAUUAAUGUAAUUAGUCUAAUUAGUCACUCUUAUGAGAGAAAGGGUUAAAUGUAUUUCCUCGAAAUAUUAGUACCCAGGCGCUUAUUCAAAAUUUCAGCUUGAGGAGGGGUAAUUACUGGAAUUAGGACACUUAAUCGAGGGGGGCACUUCUCAAGUUAGCACAGCAAUAGGAUUAAAAUUAAAAGAACAGAUAACGUUCAUUAAGGAACUCUGUUAGCAAAUGGAAAUAGGAAUUAGGAAGAAACUAUUACCCUGUACUGAUUCCUUUGUAGUUGAUGCUUAAAAAGUUGUAAAUAAAGUGGCAGUAGAAACAGGUUUUUCUUGUGUUCUUACUAUAAUUACGAAAGUGGAGAUGAGGGUGGGGGGGGGGGGGGCUUAUUUGCUUAUUAGAGAGGGGCACUUGUUUUACAUUAUGGGUAAUUAUUUAGGGGGGUUGGCACUUUUUAUAGCGUGGGAACUUAUCUGCCAAGCUUUCAGUAGAGCAUGGUCGAUGAGUUUAAACUCACAGUAGUUGAUUUUUCGCGAAAAAUUGACAGUCAAAUACAGCACAAAUCCAGCUCCCUUGGUAUCAAUUGUUUUUAUGGUAAGUACUAAAACAAGGAACGACCUAAAACCACCUAAAACCACCUAAAACCACCUACAACCAUCUACAACCAACUCAAAAAUUUCAACAACCACCUACAACCACCUCAAAAACAUCUACAACCACUCGCAAACUAUCUAAAACCAUCUAAAACAAGGCAUAAAUGUCUAAAAUAAGGCGAAACGACAACAUGUCACGUACACGAAAUACGAGAAUCGAACGAAACCUCUACCUCCCCCUGAAAUCUUACUCUCCCUGGUCCCAUGUAUAGUCCACCAUCUCACGAAAUGAAAUGCGAUAGCAUGCUAAUUAUUUUAUAUUCCCUCAGCAAAAGACUUAAAGAACUUGAUGCAGAUGGAACACAAUGAUUGUUACCUCAAGGUUAUUCAGCGCGCUUUGCCGGAUUGCUACCUUUUUGUAAUACUUUUUGGGUCUUGCCAUAGUUUGAGAAAGCAAUGAAACGAUCAUAGUAUUCUUUGCAAUAUGUCUGCGCUCUUCGGCUGGCCUCUUUCACCUUUCACAAAUAACAUCUACAUCGAUCGCCCAAACAACCACAAAACAACUGUAUACUUUUUCGCUUAAAAAUCACUUCCUUCCACGCACCACACAACAAUUUUAAGACUUUCACGCCUUUAUCAAAGUCACAGAUGGAAAAAUGACAAGAAAGGUAAUCUCAAAUACUGGGCAGUCUCUCAUAUACCGGGUUCUGAAAUAACUAAUAAUUAAUAGACUGGUGUAGCAGGAUGGUAAAGUGAGUGGGUACAAAGGAUCAGUGAACAGAGGGCACGGAGAAUUUGUGGUACGGUGGAUAAGUAGGAACAGAGGAUCAGUGGAUCAGUGAACAGUGAGCAUAAAGGACCAGAGGAACAGUGGGCACCGCGGACCAGUGGCACAAUGGGUGCAGAGGACCAGUGGAACAGUGGGUACAGAGGACCAGUGGAACAGUGGGUACAGAGGACCAGAGGAACAGUGGGUACAGAGAACCAGUUAAACAGUGAAUACAGAGGACCAGUGGGCACAAAGGACCCGAGGAACAUUGGGUACAGAGGACCAGUGGGUACAGAGGGCCAGAGGAACAAUGAGACCAGAGGAACAGUGGACACAGAGGACCAGUGGAUACAGAGGAGCAGAGGAACAGUAUGAACAGAGGAACAGUGGGCACAGAGGACCAGAGGAACAGUGGGUACGGAGGAACUUUUUAACAAAUUCCUAGACAAGCACCCACAGAAGGCUCGACUCUGCCAGGAACACCAUAUUGAUCCAGAGGAUGAUAAUAUUGAUUUGGCUUAGGUGACAGAACACAAGGCUUUUGUCUAUUGUAAAACUGCUUUGCCAUUCUUUACAUGUAGUUUAGGAUCUGAGAAUUUGGUGGCCAAAUCAAACUCAAUCCCUUAGUUGAUAAUUUGUGUGAAUUUUGAAUGCUUUGGUGUUGUGAGCAUUCAUAUUACUCCCAUGAGGAGUGAAAGGGUCAAAUCAUAAGGUUAUGGAAUACCUACUAGGAAGAUUUUUCUGUGAGAGAGAACAUUUAUUACCCUAUUACCCUCUGCUACCUUAGACAAAAAUUUUCACGGAGAACUUAUAGGCUCCUGUCGUAACUUUGAAUUCUCUCAGGGAAAUCCUGGCUACAGAUUGCAAUGGCACAUUCAAACAACAGAGAUGAGUGUCAUAAAGUUAUCUUUUUAUAAGAAGUUACCAAUGUAACGAUUCUAAAGUGUGUCAAUUUGAAAUAUUCAUGGAGAAAAGUAUGAUUAUGUAUGUAAUGUAUGUUCUGUAACAUAUGUAUAUAUAGCUUAUGUAAAGUAUGUUCUGGUUAAGGAUUUUGUUAUGAAAAAGGGAAAGCUUUCAGUUAUUAUAUAAUUUGGUUAGUAAUGAUGAAUAGUUUUGUUUGUGGUCAAAUAAAUUGUUUGUUAAGUGGAAAAGGUAUAGCUAAGUUGCUUUGACUGGAACAAAGGUGGCAGUUUGUAGCAUUCUUAUUGAUUAUAUAAUAAAACAUAUUUUACAACAAGUCUGAAAAAACUUCAACACUUAAAUUUUAGGGGAACAUGAUGCAGUAACUAGAAAAGCAUAAUAUUUUUCAAAUUUUGCAUAGGGAAAAAAUUUUGCAUAGGGAAAAAAUUUUGCCUAGGGAAAAAAUUUUGCCCUACAACUAAACUCAGCCUUUUAGACUUGUGACUGAAAGGAAAGAAAACAUUAAAUAAUAUUCUGAAAGUACAGAAACACAAGGUUCAGAGUUGGAAAAUGAUUCGCUACCUUAUAUGAAUAACUUAAAUGCAGCCAUAGGAUUUCAACAAUUUUGGGUGUCUUCUGGCACUGUCCCAUCUGGAGCCUUCAUGUCCUCUGUUCCCACUUUUUCUCUGGUCCUUUGUACCCACUGGUCCUCUGAUCCCACUGUUCCUCUGGUCCUCUGUACCCACUGGUCCUCUGUACCCACCGGUCCUCUGUGCCCACUGUUCCUCUGGUCCUCUGUUCCAACUGUUCCUCUGGUCCUCUGUACCCACUGGUCCUCUGUACCCACUGUUCCUCUGUUCCCACUGUUCCCCUGGUCCUCUGCUCCUACUGUUCCUCUGGUCCUCUGUUCCCACUGUUCCUCCGAUCCUCUAUACCCUCUGGUCCUCUGUACCCACUGGUCCUCUGUUCCCACUGUUCCUCUGGUCCUCUGUACCCACUGGUCCUCUGGUCCUCUGUACCCACUGGUCCUCUGGUCCUCUGUUCCCACUGUUCCUCUGGUCCCCUGUACCCACUGGUCCUUUGGUCCUCUGUACCCACUGGUCCUCUGGUCCCGUUGUUCCUCAGGUCCUCUGUACCCACUGGUCCUCUGUUCCCACUGUUCCUCUGGUCCUCUGUUCCCACUGUUCCUCUGGUCCUCUGUACCCACUGGUCCUCUGGUCCUCUGUACCCACUGGUCCUCUGGUCCUCUGUUCCCACUGUUCCUCUGGUCCCCUGUACCCACUGGUCCUUUGGUCCUCUGUACCCACUGGUCCUCUGGUCCUGUUGUUGCUCUGGUCCUCUGUACCCACUGGUCCUCUGUACCCACUGGUCCUCUGUACCCACUGGUCCUCUGUUCUCACUGUUCCUCUGGUCCACUGUUCCUCUGGUCCUCUGUUCCCACUGGUCCUCUGUACCAACUGGUCCUCUCACCCACUGUUCCUCAGGUCCACUGUGCCCACUGGUCCUCUCACCCACUAGUCCUCUGUGCCCUCUGAUCCUCUGUACCUACUGGUUCUCUGGUCCUCUGUACCCACCGGUCCUCAUUGUUCACUGUUCCUCUGCCCCUCAUUGUCCAUUGUUCCUCUGGUCUUCUGUACCCACUGGUCCUCUGUACCCACUGGUCCUCUGUACCCACUGGUCUUCUAUUCCCACUGUUUCUCUGGUCCUCUGUGCCCUCUGUUCCACUGGUCCUCUGUUUCCACUAUUCCUCUGUUCCUCUGGUCCUCUGUAUUCACUGGUCUGCUGUGCCCACUGUUCACUGAUCCUCUGUACCCACUCACCUUACCCUUCUGCUACAUCUAUCAGUUAAUUAUUAGUUAUUUCAGAACCCAGUAUAUGAGAGACUACCCCAAAUACUCGACCACUAUUGUUUUCCGACGCACUUUCUCUUGUAGCAAUCAUUUCGUGACAAACCAACGCAGGCGCAUACCAGCGGUUUCUCACAUCAAACAAAAAAUUUAUAGAAUAUGCGCAAACAGAAUGCGUCCCUACUUCAAGCUUGAUUUUCGUGAAGAAAGGUCUACUAUGGGUCAGACAGUUGCAAAAGAGAACGCGGAGUCAAUAACCCUGGCUUACUAUUGUAUUAAUAUCUGUCUAACAAUAGUCCUCUUUGCUAUUGGAACCUUUUACUUGUGGCGCAGAGACCGAAGAGACCAACAGAGGCGGGAAUGGCGCCAGUUGGCGGAAAGAAUUUACACCGAUUACAGCAAACUGAAGGGUAAAGAAAUCCCACAGAAAAUUUCAAAGGUAAAGAACACUUUUGAACGUAUAAAAAUCCACUCAAAAGUAAGUGGCCUAGAUGUUUUGCGUUAUAUGCUUGCCGAUAAAAACUACCGCAAUUUUGCGAGCGAGUCACCUCAGCUGAAGGCCCUUCGUGAAGACCUCCACAUGAUCUUCGUGCCGCUAAAUAUCUGCUCUUCGUUGCUUCUCUUGGGAGAAGUGCCAGUAUAUAUAGAGGAAGAAUUAAGACUUGUGGUGGAAGAGUUGGGAAAUUUAGUAGAGCCUUUUUUAACAGGUGAACAACAAAGGAUCGCUUUGAAAUGUCUGAAACAUUUUGGCAGUAACACAUCAUCAAAUGUAGUGACUGAGCAUGCUCAAAGAAGCGUGAAAGAGCUUGAUGAGCGAAUUGAAGCUAUUGCUCCGUACGUAAACAGCUUACAGUUUGGUGGUCCCAAUGCUAAGGAGUUCCCUCAGGUGAACCUAACUCAAGCCACUGCUCCGUCCGUGAACAGCUUCCAGUUUCUUAGUCCUAAUGCUACGGAGUUCCGAAACGAUUUUCCUGACAAGAAAGAUUGCGAUUAUAGCAAGUGCAGAAAAUUUUGGCUUAAUAAAACAAUGAUCAUGCAAAACAGCCACAAGAAUCUCGAUUUUCUCAUAAAACUACAUGAGGAUCUAGAAUAUAAAGAACUUCAGGCACACUGUGCCAGAAUCUUUAGACAAAAUCUGGAAGAACUGCCACAUGAAUCGUUCGAGCAGACCAGCGACAGUGAUAGCGAUAAAGCGAUUUUAAUGAAAUUCCUACAUGAAUUGCGUCUAUAUAUCCAUAUAAUUCUGAGUGGAGACCAGUUCAUGAUGGUUAAAAGACUAGUUGAGCAUAACGUGAAGAAACUGUGUCAGCGUCAUGGGGAAGUCCACCCGAUAAAGGCCAUGAUUCAAUUGGUAUGUCAAAGAUUCAGUGAAGAUCUCUUAACCCUUAAGACGAACAUAGAGGGGAACCCACCACCUCAUCUAACUGACGAGAAUUUUUUCAAACAGCUUAGUGACUUGUUUGAAAAGUUUCUGAGAAUAAUCACUGGUCAGGAGGUAUAG
This is a messenger RNA of Pocillopora meandrina, 10082 nucleotides long. Lineage: Eukaryota; Metazoa; Cnidaria; Anthozoa; Scleractinia; Pocilloporidae. The record is from the annotation of a GenBank genome assembly.